Molecule: messenger RNA, 273 nt
Organism: Miscanthus lutarioriparius
Lineage: Eukaryota; Viridiplantae; Streptophyta; Magnoliopsida; Poales; Poaceae
Source: the annotation of a GenBank genome assembly
AUGGAUGUGGUCGAACCUGCUGGUACGAAGCUCGUAGGAGCUGCAUUAAUCAAGGAGGUGGUCUAUUCUCCGACAAGGGUGAGUCUGAGGCUUGUUGGAGUGGUGGCUGAGCACACUCUGGUGCGGGCUGAGCGCUUAAUGCAGUCCAAAAAUCUGGAAUGCAACAAAGGGGUUGUUAGCAGUGAAGCCAUUGUAAGGUUGCUGUUAACUGUAAGGAAGAUCGUCCGAUUAGCGGAAGUUGGGCUAAGUCCCUUUUGUAAUGUCAAGCUCUAA